Molecule: messenger RNA, 7466 nt
Organism: Nymphalis io (European peacock)
Lineage: Eukaryota; Metazoa; Arthropoda; Insecta; Lepidoptera; Nymphalidae
Gene: C3G
Product: guanine nucleotide-releasing factor 2
Exons: 28
Coding region: 429-4574 (1381 amino acids)
Biological process (GO): positive regulation of GTPase activity; Ras protein signal transduction
Cellular component (GO): plasma membrane
Molecular function (GO): guanyl-nucleotide exchange factor activity
Source: RefSeq, a predicted model, not a curated record
UAAUUUAGUUAAAUUUACAUUGCCAAGGUCCUCUAUGCAUGUUGGACAGAAGUCUGUAAAAGAUCGAGCGAUGCGCACAUAAAGCUUGUUGCGACGCUAACUGUAAAUAAAUAAUGACCUAAUUGUACCUUACGUCUUCGCUAUUUCGGUUCCUGAAUGAUCGCUAUUUGCUGAUGUGAUUUUGAAUGUCAAGCAGUGUCCCACAACACCUUGCGACGACAGUGUAGCAUUCAUCAAUAUUCAGAGGAGAAACUUGUUGAGAGUGUAGUGCCUACUUUCGAAGAUUUCUAAGGGCACUCCCUUUCUCUGUAACUGCAAAUAUCUAAUUACAAAGCUUUUCCAUGACUUUAAUAGAAGAAAAUGUGAAAAUGCCGUUUUUCUAUUAAUAAAUAUAACUCCAACUCCGCAUAUGAUUUGGAAAGGUCACUAUGUAUUGUGCCAAGAUGCCUCAUUACGAUGAGAGUUUUAUCCACGACGAUAAUCAGAAUCAGAGAAGAAAUAAACGGAGCUACCAUGUUUACAAGACAGGAUUACACCCUUUGGGCUUUCUUGAAUCUAAUGAUGUAAUACAUGCUGUAGAAGUAAGAGGUACUUCUGUAAUAAAACGCAAUAUUAUGAAUAUCAAGCAUCGCGGUAACAGAUAUAAACCAGAGUCAUCCGCGUCCCAAACUGUGAUUGUAACGAAAUGUAAAAAGCCCGACAUAUUAGUAAGUCACUACCCGCGCAUCAGUACCUUCGAUCCACGGAAAUAUGAUAUACGUAACAAUAAUAUUCCGCAAUUAACGCCCUGCAAGAGUUUCGAUAACUUGACAUUAAAAAAGGGUAAGAAAGAUUCUAUAAAAGACAAAAUAAGAAAUGGAACCAGUCUUCAAAAUUUGUUGCACGACGAAAGUUUGAAACAUUACGUUUCUCCUGUUGAAGAUUGUAAAACUGCCCGUAAGGGGGGUGACGUUAGAAAUUCGUAUUCUGUAGUGGAAGCUCGUCGAAGACCCGUGCAACGCCGCUUUUCGCGGACUACUGCGGUUCCCGGUGUCGGUGUUUAUCGGAAAAUUAGCGGAGACGGUGUCGCUAGCAAUCAUUUGAACGAGAACGAGGUUUGCGGUGAAGCGGGGUCGGGGCACCGCGGAUCAUUGCGCGGCGCCAACAAACUAGCGCGGCGCGCGCGCUCCUUCAAGGACGACCUACUCGAGCGCAUCUCAAACAUGCGUUCGCCUGCGCAGCCUCCCCAUCCGCCGCAUCUCGCUUCCAAUAUCAGGUCGCACUCCCCACUUAGUCCGAAACCUCGGAACAUGGGAGCCAAAUCCGUCACGGCGGAGGAGGGUGAAAUCACACCUGCCAAAGAACUCGAACGGCUAGUCAAAGAGGUCACAUUCGGUUUAAAACAUUUCUCCGAUGUCAUCACAAAGAGGAAACUGGAAAUGUUGCCGGAUAACGGCACUAUUGUUUUCGAAUCGAUCGCAAAUAUACACAAAGCAAUAAAACCAUACUGCAGCCGGUCGCCGCAGCUCAUGAGCGCCGUGAAGCGGCUGUGCACGGCACUAGCCAUGCUGAUACGACUUUGCGACGAAGUGACCGUGGUCAGCUUGCGAGCCAACGCCGACGACACGGAGAUGGAGACGUCGACGGCGGCGCUGUCGCCGGAGCACGUGAGCUCGGUGGUGAAGGGCGUGACGGCGGCCGUGGAGGAGGUGGCGGCGCUGGCGCAGCAGCACAUGGCGCGCCCCGCGCUGUCGCCGCGCCCCGCGCUCGUGUCGCCGCGCGCCUCCACGCAGAGGAACUCUCUACCCGACAUACCUCUUACGCCUAAAGAGUUGUCCCUCCUAACGGGAGAACCCGGUACGGAAACGAGCGGCGUGCGUGCGUCACACUCGUCGGAGUCCAUAUUAGACGCGCCAGACUCGCCACCGCCCAAGCCAGCCAGGCCGGUCUCCAAUCGGAAAAUCGAGUUGGCCCCUCCUUUACCGCCAAAGCGCAAGUCCGCGAACGACAACUCCCUACUAGGACUGUCCAUAGACAGAUUAUCACUUCAAUCCCACAGCAGUGGCUCUCUAGAUUCAAUGCUCAAUGUGUCUAAUGAUGAAGACAGAAAUACACACGAUUCUAUGAACCAUGAAGUAUUUGUUACUCCGCCUAACUCUGAUUUAGUGGGCAUAUGCAGUUGCAAUAACAUGAACGAAAUGCGAACCUCAGUGGAGUCGCACGAGUCUCACAUGAACAAUGUCCACGGUCACUCCAACCACAAUCGUUUCUCCAACGAAUCCGGUUUCGUGUCGGUCGGUCACUCGGAGAUAUCAACAGAACACAGUUUUACAUCGACAUUCUCUUCGCAUCACUACUCUAGUCAUACGGACAGUACUUUUGAAAGUACAGAGUAUGUGAGCGAAAUGAAGUGCACUCUGCAGAGCGUUGAGGGCCGCAUGUUCAGUGUGAACUCUGUGGCCGCGCACAACUCCUCAAAACUGGCGAGCAUCACGUCGGACGAAAGCGAGACGCCGCCCGAGCUGCCCGUCAAGACGCGCCGCGCCGUGCGCGCCGAUAUGCAGCAGUACUUCCCCAACGUCGAGAUCAGGAAAACGCCACCGUUCUCGCUGCACGAGGCGCGGCCGCACACUCUCGCAGAGCACAAUCACCAGCGACCGCCGCCACUACCACUCAAAAAGAAACACAUGUUUCAAAGCGUCGCGUACAGCGUAAUGGCUUACAUGGAAAUGUUUGGAAACUGCAGUCACACGCUCAACGCUCACCCUCCGAUCAAUCCCGAGGCUCCACCGGACAUGUUUAGGCAUUCAAUACACACGUAUAAUUUAACGAGUGCACAACAUUCGAGUACUGGAGCGAUAAGCGUGGGUCACCACCAGAUGCAAAGGACUAUGGCUUCGUCGUUAACGGUUCAACAUUUGAGUACACCACCAUUAAGUGGUUCUGAAGAUAGUGUCAGUAUGAAGACAUCGAGCAGAACUAGUCCAGUACCUCCCGAGCCUCCAGCGCUACCACCAAAGAUGAAUAAGACUAAACAGAUAUCAAUGAAUUCGAGCAAUGAACUUUUACCCCCACCUUCACCGCGGCCGUCUUCAAAUAACAGUUCAGCUGAUGAAUCUAUGCUCAAUAACGUGAGUACAGACGAUUUGUAUGUGAGCUCGUCAUCUCCGGGCAAGUUUCCCGUCGACGAGGAGGAAUUAGAUAGACUCGUGCCUCUGCCUUCUCCCGUGCCUUCACAGAGAAGUGAAAGCAGCACAGAGCCUGUACAGCAAGUAUCCGAAGCAAAUGACACAAUCACAUCCGAUUCUGACGAUAUUAUCCUGCAGACGGACGUUAGUGGUUGGCUCCUUUUGAAGGGUACCACCAAAGAGGGUUCCGAAGUGCGCGAAGUACGCGGUGGUCACCCAGACGCCUUAAUAGUACUCGCUACUAAAGCUACCAAAGAAACGGACGAGUAUUUCGCGUAUCAGGAAGCAUUUCUGGCGACGUACAGGACGUGGGUGUCUCCGGGCGAGUUGGUGCGCAAACUGGUGCGGCGCGCGCACCACUACCGCCCGCGACCGCACGAACUGCGCUCCACGCUCAGCCUGCUUACGAGGGUCGUGGCCGAUCUCACAAUGGCUGACCUAGAACGAACGUUAAUGCAGGAAAUUAUGGAAUUCAUUUAUUGGCUCGUUGAAACGGAGGAGCUCCCUAUAUCAAAAGCUCUAAGACAAAUAUUAGUCGAUAAACAGAAACAAUUACAUUUCCAAAAUACAAAUAACAAAUACGAAUACGACAUGCCCUGUUAUGGUACCGUAUCCCUUCGUCGGGACACGUUAUUAGACUUCAAAGCUAGUGAGUUAGCUGAGCAGAUGACGCUACUAGACUCAGCUUUAUUUGUUCGUAUAACCACCGCGGAGGUGCUCUCCUGGCCGCGCGACCAGUCCGAGGAGAGCUCGCCCAAUUUGACGAGGUUUACCGAGCACUUCAACAAGAUGAGUUACUGGGCACGCUCCAGGAUAUUAGAGCAAUACGAAGCGCGCGAGCGGGAGAAGUACGCGAGCAAGGUGCUGAAGGUGAUGAAGGCUCUGCGCAAGCUGAACAACUUCAACUCGUACCUGGCGCUGGUGUCGGCGCUGGACUGCCCGCCCGUGCGGCGCCUGGGCUGGCCGCGCGCCGUGGCCGACGCGCUGCGCGACCACUGCGCGCUCAUCGACUCCUCGCACUCCUUCCGCGCCUACCGCAACGCGCUCGCCGACACGCAGCCGCCCUGCAUACCCUACAUCGGCCUAUUUCUUCAAGACCUUACGUUCGUACACGUGGGGAACCCGGAUUUACUUCCCGACGGCAGUAUUAAUUUCACGAAACGAUGGCAACAGUAUAAUAUAAUGGAAAACAUGAAACGUUUCCACAAAGAGCAGUACAAGUUCAAGAAGAACGAGCGCAUCCAGGCAAUGUUCAACGAGUUCGACGACGUGCUCAGCGAGGAAACCAUGUGGCAGAUCUCGGAGACCAUCAAGCCGCGCGGCGGGCGCUCGCGCAACGCGUCCGCGCCGUCGCCGCCCGCGCCGCCCGCGCCCGCGCCGCCCGCCGCCGCCACGGCCGCCACGUAAAUCGAUACAAAUCCAAAGAUAAAAGAUGGAGAAGCAUGAGAAGAAACGACUCGACAUAAAUGUGAGAUUUUAUCUAUGAGGAAUUGUUUAAAUUAGAUAAAAUAUUGUGAUUAUCUGUCCUAAAAUGGCCUAAUUAUUUUUAGUGUAUUUAUUGGUAAAUGUGGUUUCAACUGUGAUUGGUCCGAUUGUGUAUAGAACGCUUAAAACAUGUUAGCUUACUAGCACUUGGUUUGAGACUUAUAAUAUUUAAAGUCCAUAUUAUCACCACAUAACUUGUAUCAAAAAAAAAAGUCAAAACUCGACCCAAAUCAACGUUUACCAUCAAAUAGUUGAGUCGUAAUGAAAACAAAAUUCCUAAAUCAAGCCAAAUCCCUAUCAAUAUUUGUACCGUUACCGGCAUACAUAUCAGCAUGUGACUUGCAUAGUUUCUUACAAUGGAAUACGACGCGUAGUGUAGAUAACUGAUAUUCUUCUAGUUAUUGUGAUUUGUUCGUUGAUGUCAUAAAAAAACAAACAUAAUUAUAAACAGACUUCGAAAGCUAAAUUUCAAUACAUCGAAUUAGAGGAAUUCUUUAAAAUUUGUAAGUAGUAGACGAGUUGCUAUAUAAUAAUUAGUGAUAGUGUUAACGCAUGGUGAAACUAAUUUCAUGAAAUUUGUAUUUAAUAAUAAAUAAUCUAUAGUUAUUUCAUAAAGUGCAUUUUAUAUAAACAUUACAGAUUUUUCGCUGUUAUGGUAGUAUUGUGUAUUUGUAUCUACUUUUCAAAAACUUUCGACUUGUUAUGUGAUAUUUGAAUUGCAAAACGAUUUGUAAUGUCAGUUGAAUUAUAAAUAAUGAUAACAUGCACGUUACCUGCCUUAGUGAAUAAGAAAUGGGACAAUUCCUUUUAAAAUUCAGAAUGAAAUGAAACUGGUUACAAUGUCAAAAGGAAAGAGAGUUUCUUGACCUGUGUCAUUCUCAAUCAAACCAUAAAUAUAGCAAUAAUAAAAUGUAAUUAAAAUUACAGUUACGCCUUUGUAAUGUAAGAUUAUAAUGACAUUUUACUGUUACUUGUAUGAACAGUUUGUGUGAAUGACAAGGAACGAGGAAGUUGAAUUUAGGUUGAGAAAUGUUUGAAAUUGUAUACAUCUAGUCAAAUGGGGCUUCCAUAGCGAAUAAUCGUAUUGAACACAACCCCGUGCUAUUAUUUCAUGAAAUAACUAUACAUAUCAGUAAUAUUGUGUGCCAAAUGUUGAUAUUGAGAAAUGUCCCAUUUCAAAUAGAAAUAUAUAUUUUCGAAAAGUUUGCAGUUGCUUAUUUUCAUAGUACAAGUGACUGAUCGGAAUUAUAAAAUGCAUAUUUAGUUAAUAAUAUUUCACUUACGUUCGUCUGGUCAGUUAUAGGAGGUGUAUGAGAAUGCUACUGCAACAUAACUUGGGUCAGUUUAAGGUUGGUUCUUGCUAUUCUAUUUUAUAAAUAAAUUUACAUACUGUGUAUUUAUAGCAUUCGUACUACAUUACGUGCGUCUUCGCAUAUUGUUUAGAAAGCUUAAUAAAAAAAUGGUAACUGAGAUAAUUCACACACUAAUACUACGUGUCAAUCAAUAUAGUUUCACAUUUAGUUUGUAUAAUGACAUUCUGAAGAGUUGGAUUUGUUUGAUAUACUGAGACGAUGAGAUUUAUCCAUGUUGUGGUUUUGCGAAGCUUGAGACGGCAACACAGCUUAUAUACUGCUGAUUUCAUUUAUACUAAGUAUAUUAUGCGACGCAAUAUUUUACGCGUGUUCUAAUAAUAAAAUUUGAUACAUAUUAUUAUUUUUGAUAAUCAGAAAUUAUAUUUUUCCUAUUAAUUGUCGCCUACAAGGUGGCAAAAUGUUUACGAUAAAUCAUACUUUUGAGAUCUAAACUUGUUUAUAACGGAAGUAUUUGUGUCGUUUUACUAUUUAUUAAAAGCUUAGGACGCAGCCAAGGAUCUAUUGUAGCGAUAGACUAAUUAGGAUUCGAUGGUUUCUAUUUGUAUGGAAGUAAUGGUUACAAUAAACGAUUUUUAAAUGUUAAUUAUAGAUAAUACAAAAUAAUCGUACACGGUUUAAUUACUUUUGCCUUAAGACUAUCGAGUCUUGAAAUAGCAAUAAAUUUUUUUAUCGUAGAAUCGCUGCACAUUUGUGAUAAUAAUUAAUCACUCAUUCGAGUGCCGCUUACUACUCGGUUGACGUCCUCUAUACGUAGACAAAUUAUAUUAGAGAAAUAUUAGCCUUAAGCGUUCAUAAACCCCAUUUAUCUGCCGGAUCAUUGAUCGGAUCGGAUACCGACAUUUGGUCGCUAUUAUAAUAUUAGGACAAUUUUAUUUCAUUUUCGAUGAACUAUCGACAUAUUACGAAUAGCUCGUCGAAGACAAAUAACAUUGUAUUAUAAUAUUGAGUUAUUGUGACAGACCUUUCAAUUAGAUAAAUUAAUUUAUUCAAUUAAUAAUUAUUGAAUUUAUAUAAACAUCUGAUGUUAUUUUAUUUAAUUGUAUUAUUUAUUCGUCCAUCGAUCCCGAGGUUUGUCACGAUAGUGUUUAUUUCGAAACGUAUAGUAAUAGUUGUCAUGACACGGUAUAUUGUAUUUUGCAGUGUAGAUUGAUAAUGUAAUUACAACGAUCUGGUAAUGUUGUAUCUUUUGGGAUAGAGAGCCCGCGCAAUAAAUAACUAGACCAAUAUUUAGAAUAUUUUACAGUGCUUUAUUGAUACGAUGUGCUGAUAUUGUAAUUUGUAUGUAAAAAUAAUUUGAAACGUAGUUAAGUUGGUAGGUAUGUUACCAUUUCUAUGAUUGUUUUUUUGGACCUAUUUCGUAGCGUUUUAAAGAGACCGUCACUAUUGAAGACUUAAUCCAUAAACUAAAUUAAUAAAGGCUAUUUAUUAUUAUAAAUAUAAA